CCCACUCUCCGCUCCAUCCCAAUUGCUUCCGCCAUGUUUCUCCAGCGCUCGGCCAUGGCUGCCGCAAGGCGAGCCGCGCCCCGCAUCAUCGCCAGACGCACCUUCGCCAGCUCUAUUGUGCGCCGCAAGGAUGUGGGUAACGAGGCGACUUCCACGUCGUCGGCAGAUUCGAGCUCAGCAUUCGAUGUAGCGAAGGGGUUUAAGAAGCUUGAUGACAUCAAGACCCAAGAAGACCUCCUCCCCCCCGGUGCAAAACCUGGAACCGUUCCCACCGACCUCGAACAAGCCACCGGCUUGGAGCGUCUCGAAAUUUUGGGAAAGAUGCAGGGUGUUGAUGUCUUCGACAUGAGGCCUCUGCCGGCGGACCGUACUGGCACAUUAGAGGAUCCCAUCGUCAUCAACUCCGCCGGCGAGGAGCAGUACGUCGGAUGCACAGGCUGUCCCGCGGAUUCGCACAACGUUCUCUGGGUCACGAUAUCUCGAGAGGACCCCAUCGGCCGUUGCAUGGAGUGCGGUUCCGUCUACAAGAUGCACUACAUCGGCCCUCAGGAAGACCCCCACGCUCAUGAUCACGGUCAUCACCACGAGAAUCCCCACCAACGACCAAAGAACAUGGGUGAUUUCAUCAAGGACGAGUACAAGUACGCAUAAGCUACAAAAUCUAGUGCUUAUACGUUUGAACAACCUUGGAAAUUUUAGAGGGUCGGACAUGUAUCUAUACAGAUUUGAGCAGAGAUCCUCUCGGAUCUGCUUGGAGGAGCGCAAGCUUGUAGCAUAGUCAGUCUGCCGGGAAAUGAAAUGGAGUGGUUCCUUUGUCUCGUGUUUAGAACGAAAGAACUUGUUUUUCCUA
Messenger RNA from Lindgomyces ingoldianus, 850 nucleotides. Its product is annotated as cytochrome c oxidase subunit VB. The record is from RefSeq and is a predicted model, not a curated record. NCBI's taxonomy places the organism in Eukaryota, Fungi, Ascomycota, Dothideomycetes, Pleosporales, Lindgomycetaceae. Gene Ontology annotation, cellular component: mitochondrial envelope. The coding region runs from base 34 to 651 and encodes 205 amino acids. The transcript has 6 exons. Gene Ontology annotation, biological process: mitochondrial electron transport, cytochrome c to oxygen.